CGAAUCGUCGUCUCUAAUCCGAAGGAAGAGAUAAAGGUCACACAUUCAACAAGUUUAAUUCGUGUGUCCAAGGCCGCUGCCUCCGGAUACCUGUACAGCAAUGUGCAGCAGUGUAAAAUUCAAGCUGAUUUGAAGCAGUUCGUGAGACAUGAAUCCAACCCCAUCCGGAUAGGGAGCAAUUUAGAAUGACCACCCGGAGGCCUAGCAUUACCGAGUACCAGAUGCUGGAGCGGAUCGGUAGCGGCUCGUACGCCACCGUAUUCCGCGCGAUGCAUAAGGUAACGAAGGAAAUCUACGCCAUCAAAUGCGUGGAGAAGGCGUCGCUGUCGAAAACGGCCGUGGACAACAUCAUCACGGAGAUCAGCUUGCUGAAGAAGCUCAAGCAUCGGCACAUUGUGGAGAUGAAGGACUUUCUGUGGGACGAACGGUGCAUCUACAUCGUGAUGGAGUACUGCAACGGGGGGAGCCUAUCGGCGUACAUUCGGCAGCGGCAGAAGCUGAGCGAAACUACGUGCAGGAUAUUCCUACGGCAGCUGGCCCUGGCGUUGAGGUACAUGCGCGAGAACGAAGUCAGCCAUUUCGAUUUAAAACCGCAGAAUCUGCUGCUGAUGAGGGGUGGAAGCGAAGGCGCACCGAUGCUAAAAGUGGCGGAUUUUGGCUUUGCACAGCAUUUGAAGCUGGGCCAGGAAAAUACCUCGAUUAAAGGAUCGCCUCUCUACAUGGCUCCGGAGAUUCUGCUGAAACACUGCUACGAUCCAACGGCGGAUUUGUGGAGCAUUGGAGUGAUUCUGUAUGAGUGUUUGUUCGGCAGAGCACCGUACAGUUCCAAGACUUUGCAGGAGUUGCUGGAUAAGAUACGAUCGGAAAAGAGGAUCGAAAUUCCUAAGGCGCAUCGCAUCUCACCGGAGGGCGAGGAUCUGCUGUGCAGAUUGCUACAACGGUCUCCGAAGGAUCGGAUCACGUUUGAGGAAUUCUUUAAGCACCCAUUUUUGGAUCUUAAACAUGCACCUUCCGAGCAAAAUCUAGAAAAAGCCAUCGAGCUGAUUAAUGAAGCCAUUGAACUAGACAAGAAGCAGGAAUAUGACGCGGCCUAUGGCAAGUACUGCAAAGGGCUACAGUUCUUUGUCCCCAUAAUUCAGGCCGAAACUGAUCCCGACAAGAAGAAGGUUCUUCGGCAGCGAGUUCAGACCUACCUGAACAGGGCAGAAGAGAUCAAACAUUCCUUCCAACAGGAAGUUCCAAGCAAGGCUUCAUCUUCGAAACCGCUAAACCGAACAGCUUCGCGAGUACAGCAAAUCCAGAGGGCCCUCCAACCUUCCGAACUGUACCAACAACUGACGGCCUUGGCGUCAUCUAGUCCGGAGUUGAAAUCUGCCCUGGAAAUCGGUCGGCAAGCCGAACUAUACGCCCUGGAGAACAAAUUGGACGUAGCGCUGGAGUCCUUAAAAACCGUACUGGGUGCCUUGAUGCCACUGCUGGCCGAAGAGCCGCGGGGAUCCAAACGCCGAGAUCUUCUGCACCAGCAAAUCGUCUGCUGGAUGGAGGAAGCCGAGCACAUAAAAUCCGUUCGAUCGGCGCAGAUUCUCGAAGAGAUGGAAAAUAGCCCGGCGGCCAACUACAACUGCUGCUUGCAGUGAAGAAUUCUAAACCCUGAGCCAUUCAAAUUCGUUAGCUUUCAUGUGCUUGAUUGUGUGAGAUUAUCUUUUAGCUACUUAUUAUGACAGACAGUU
Molecule: messenger RNA, 1730 nt
Organism: Ochlerotatus camptorhynchus
Lineage: Eukaryota; Metazoa; Arthropoda; Insecta; Diptera; Culicidae
Gene: Aduk
Product: Another Drosophila Unc-51-like kinase
Exons: 2
Coding region: 186-1637 (483 amino acids)
Biological process (GO): response to starvation; autophagosome assembly; protein autophosphorylation
Cellular component (GO): autophagosome; cytosol; cytoplasm
Molecular function (GO): ATP binding; protein serine/threonine kinase activity
Source: RefSeq, a predicted model, not a curated record